UCUGGUUUGGCAAACAUGUUUGAAAUCUUUUUUACGCCAACUCACAUUGAAUUAUCAGAGGAUUGCUUACUUCAGCAUUUCCCGCGGAAGUGUGAUUGUCGAGGAACAGAAAUGGAAUGUGACUAUAGGAACCUGAAUAAUGUGCCACAGGUUUCGGGGAAUGUGACAAUGCUGUCUCUGAAGAGCAAUAAAAUCAAAAGCCUACCCGCUGAUGCUUUCCUCACCUACUGUGACCUGCAGGAAUUAUACCUGCAGGAUAACCAAAUCCAAUCUAUCUCAAAAACUGCAUUUUGUGGACUUUACAAUCUCAGACGAUUGUACAUCAGUCACAAUCAUAUCACUUCAUUGAAGCCAAGACUAUUUCAAGACCUUCGUAAUCUCGAAAUUUUAUUCCUUGAUGACAACUUAAUAUCAAGAAUCUCACCACGGUUAUUUAUUGGACUGAAAUCUCUGUGUAUUUUAUCAAUGGUAAACAAUUUAUUGGAAAACCUACCAAAGAGACCAAUAUGUGCUGAAAUCCCCGAAGUUUACUGGAUGGACUUUGACAGUAAUCGAAUCAAGUCAUUGAAUUAUUCAACCUUUGUGAAAUGUGAUAAGCUGGCUGUGCUGGAGUUGUCAUCUAACAAGAUUCAGGAACUCCCCAAACAUCUAUUCAAAAAUAUUAAAUUACUGAUAAAAUUGAAUAUAUCUGACAAUCCCAUUAAUUUUGUACAUCCUGAACAGUUUGAAAAUCUCAAACAACUUCAAUCUCUUGGUAUUGAAGGAAUAGAAAUUGCAAACAUAGAAAGCAGAAUGUUUAAUCCAAUGACAAAUUUAGAACAUAUAUAUUUUCAUAAAUUUCAGUACUGUGCGUAUUCUCCUCAUGUACGGAGUUGUAAACCAAACACAGACGGAAUAUCUUCCUUUGAAGAUCUACUAGCCAACAUCAUACUUCGAGUUUUUGUCUGGAUCAUAGCUUGUCUCACAUGUUUUGGAAACCUGUUUGUCAUUUUCAUGAGGUCACUUAUUCGAGCUGAAAAUAAGCUUCAUGCUAUGUCCAUAAAAAUUUUAUGCUGUGCUGAUUGCCUGAUGGGAGUAUAUCUAUUCUUCGUUGGGAUCUUCGAUGUCAAGUAUCGUGGGGAGUACAACAAACAUGCGCAUCGAUGGAUGGAGAGUGUCCAGUGUCGAAUGAUAGGAUUUUUGGCCAUGCUCUCCACAGAAGUUUCAGUUUUGCUAUUGACAUACCUGAGUCUGGAGAAGUAUGUUGUCAUUGUCUUCCCAUUCAGUAACAUCAAACCAGGAAAGCAACAGACUUUGAUAAUACUAACUACCAUUUGGCUUAUUGGAUUUAUUAUCGCUAUAAUUCCACUCUGGAAUGAAGAUACUUUUGGAAAUUACUAUGGAAGAAAUGGAGUUUGCUUUCCUCUUUAUGCAGACCAAAUUGAAACGGAUGCUGCAAAAGGCUAUUCGAUUGGCAUAUUCCUUGGUUUGAAUCUGAUUGCCUUCAUCAUAAUUGUCUUCUCUUACUUCAGCAUGUUUUAUUCUAUUCACAAAACUGGAAUCCAGACACCUGAAAUAAAAAGGCGCAUUCGAAGUGAAGUUGCAUUGGCUUACAGAUUUUUCUUCAUAGUGCUUUCUAAUGCCUUCUGCUGGAUCCCAAUUUUUCUCUUGAAAGUACUUUCACUGAUUCAUGUGGAGAUUCCAGGAGCAAUUACAUCGUGGGUGGUUAUAUUUAUACUUCCAAUAAACAGUGCCUUGAACCCAAUUCUCCAUACGCUCACAACCACUUUCUUCAGAGAAAAGAUUAAACUAUUUAUUUGCAAGCAUCCAAGUAAAGGAAAGAGCACAUGGACAGAGAGCUCUUCAAAACAGUCAACAUCAUCAGUUAAAUUUAGCUUUUUAAGAAGGAUAUCUGCUUUAGAAAACAUACUGACUUCAAGACAUCACUGACACGUUGGAACAUUCUUACCACUGAUUGUGGAAGUAUCGUUUACAAUGAAAGCAGGAGCUGUUGUUUGCCUUUGUUCUGAGAGCGUGCCUCAAAAAUUGUACAAUUUGAAGGAGGAAAAAGACUCUGGAAAUAAUGUUACAGUUAUUGCCUGAAAAGGAAUUUGUGAAGCUUUAAAGACAACAUUGUUGUUUAGUAUUGCCAUCUUCGGGAUAAAGAAAGUUCUACGGAGGAAGCAAGCAAAAAUGAAAAUAGUAAUUAACAAAAUUAAUGUUAAAUUUAAUUUUACUGUGCUUUGUUAUUUUAUGAAUUUCUUGUAGUG
This is a messenger RNA of Amblyraja radiata (thorny skate), 2249 nucleotides long. Its product is annotated as relaxin receptor 2. Lineage: Eukaryota; Metazoa; Chordata; Chondrichthyes; Rajiformes; Rajidae. The record is from RefSeq and is a predicted model, not a curated record. Gene Ontology annotation, cellular component: plasma membrane. The transcript has 15 exons. Gene Ontology annotation, molecular function: protein binding; G protein-coupled peptide receptor activity. Gene Ontology annotation, biological process: hormone-mediated signaling pathway; adenylate cyclase-activating G protein-coupled receptor signaling pathway; activation of adenylate cyclase activity. Bases 16 to 1929 code for a protein of 637 amino acids.